GUAUAUAAAGGCCCAAGAUUUCUUGGAAAAGACAUACACUUCACCUUGUUAACUCCUCCAGUUCAACACUCAACUUUCCUGCUCAAAAUGAAUACCUUCAAGACCGUCGUUAUGGUUUGCGCCAUGUUGGUUGCUUCCUGCUCCGGCCAGUACAUGUCCCAGUCAUCAAGCAACCAGGGAGGUUCCAGUUUAAGCGGCAUGCUGGUCGGUCAAUACGCCAGCCAGGGCCAACAGGCCGCUUUGAACACCGGAGCACUUCCUCUUGAGCAGCAACGCCCAGCAGCCAGCCCAGCAUUCGUUGCUGAGCAACCAAGACCAGCGGCUAGCCCAGUCAUGCCAGCUGCACCGGCAACUAGCCAACAGAUCUGCACGUGCAUCACCAUCAACCCGGCUGCCCAGCCCGCAGCUGCCGCUUCACCUGCCGUUGAAUCCGCUGCCCCAGUGGCCGCUGCCCCUCAACAGACUUUCGCCGCUGCCCCCCAACAGACUUUCGCUGCUGCCCCCCAACAGACUUUCGCUGCUGCCCCCCAACAGACUUUCGCUGCUGCCCAGCAACAGGCGUACGCUGCCCCACAACCCGCCCAAACCCAGGGACGUUACUAA
Daphnia carinata is the source of this 603-nucleotide messenger RNA. Its product is annotated as cuticle protein 16.5-like. The record is from RefSeq and is a predicted model, not a curated record. Bases 88 to 603 code for a protein of 171 amino acids. The transcript is spliced from 3 exons. NCBI's taxonomy places the organism in Eukaryota, Metazoa, Arthropoda, Branchiopoda, Diplostraca, Daphniidae.